AUGGCGGCGGACAGCUCCCUGCAGACUGUGCAAACGUGUUGCUCUGCAGCAGCCUUGCAAACGUGUGACCGGGAGGUCGAGGGCAGUGGGUGCCACCACCUGCAGGUUCCCCUCCCAGGUACACACUUUCCCAACUUGGAAAUACAUUGCCAGUCCUUCGUAAUGGAAGGGCAGGAGCUCCUGACCCAACAGAUGUUCCUGCCCCACUCCCUUGCCCGCAUUCUGCUGGUGGUUCUGCUUGUUCACCUAGGUGGUGGACGUGUCCUGAAGAGGAGCAGGAGGCAGGCUGCCGAUGUUCCUGCCUCAGGCCUUGCCCCCCUGCGUUCCUGGCUCGUUGACGUUGCCGAUUUCGAGGGUCAGGCUGCGUUCCCUGAGGCGGCCAGGAGACAAGGAGUGAGGGGGCCGCUGAUUCCCGGCUUCGGGAGCCCCCUGGACAGGAUCUCGGCGGAGAAGCGACCCGGCCGCCAUCCUCACAACGUUCCCCGGAGGAGGACGACGGUGCCUUUGGAUCGCAUUGGAGGCUCCUACUUAACCCACAGAAGAAGCUGGUCGGAUUAUCCCGAGAUGGACUGGGAUCUUUACGAAGGUGAGCUGACUUAUUCCCAGAUGGAAACUGCCCAGCAACUGAUGGGAGAUCCGUAAUCCGGAGCGAAUAGCCUCAGAUCCGGCGGAGCUCUCUGAAACACACACUUUAAAUGGAGAUUUUGCUUGUGAUGAAUCCAUAUUAUGUUGAAAGCUGCGAUUCAGUAAUGAGGGCUGGGAUUGUGGGUGAAUGUCUUUGAGAAGGCACUGGACGGAGUGGUGUGAUGGGGAGGGGCCAGUUACAGUUUGUAUCACAGCGGGGACCUCCUGCAAGUCACAGGUUAUUUUAAUCAUGCAUAACCAGUCACUGAUCUUUCUAGCCACACGUAUAAAGGCACAAAUGCUGGAGUUUAACUUCUGGUUCCUGUUC
Messenger RNA from Pristis pectinata (smalltooth sawfish), 952 nucleotides. RefSeq lists its product as uncharacterized. The transcript is spliced from 6 exons. NCBI's taxonomy places the organism in Eukaryota, Metazoa, Chordata, Chondrichthyes, Rhinopristiformes, Pristidae. The coding region runs from base 1 to 642 and encodes 213 amino acids. The record is from RefSeq and is a predicted model, not a curated record.